GUUGUAUCGAUCCACCCCACCCCUCGACGACGUACCGCUGGCGGUGGAAACACGCAGGCCGCCGUCUCGUCUUUCUCCACAAACAGAUGUCGGAUGGCCACCGUGAAGAAAGACAACAGACUGACGCCAUCCCAGAGCUUGUUGUGCGUGGGAUUCGCGGGCGUGGCGAGCAAGAGCGUGACCUCCCCGCUGGAGGUGGUGAAGAUCAAAAGUCAGGUGGGAACUUUCCACUGCAAAAAGGGCUUUUGGCAAACUUUCGCCCUCGUCUACCGUCAUGAGGGACUUAAAGGCUUCUGGAAGGGGAACCUGGCGUCUUGUCUGCGGUUGUUGCCUUACACCGCCGUGCACCUGGCAACUUAUAAGAAGAUAGUUCACAUUCACAUGGACGAAGUGGGCUUCAUCUCCCAGGCCAGGGCCGUGGUGGCGGGGGGCGUGGCCGGCGUGGCGGCUGCCUUCCUCACGUACCCCCUGGAGGUGGCCGAGACCAGGCUGAUGGUGCAGAACCGCCGCCAGCCCACAUACGUGGGAGUUCUGCACACCAUGUCCAAGGUCCAGCGCGCUGAAGGGCUGCCGGCUCUCUACAGGGGCUUCUCCCUCACCGUCCUGGGCGCCUUCCCCUUCUCCCUGGGCUGCUACGCCAUCUACAUGAACGUGGACAAACUGUGGCAGGAGCAUCCUUCUCGCUUCUCACCUCUCCAGAACUUUCUGAACGGCUGUCUGGCAGCGGGCGUGGCCCAAACGCUCUCCUACCCCUUUGAGACCGUGAAACGCAAGAUGCAAGCGCAGAGUUCCUGUCUCCCCCAUUUUGGUGGCGUCGAUGUGCAUUUUAGUGGUGUUACCGACUGUUUUGUUCAAGUGGUGAAGAAUAAGGGCAUCUUCUCACUCUGGAGUGGCCUGACGGCCAGCACCAUAAAGAUCCUUCCCUACUUCGGCCUCCUAUUCGCCUGCUUCGAGCUCUGCAAGCAGGCCUGCCUCUACCACAACGGCUACAUCGUGUCGCCACUCAGCUACCAGCCGGCGCCGGGCGUGGACCAGAGCCUGGGUCCUGCCGAGCUGCGGGAGGCCAAGCGCUACCUGAGGAACUACGGGGCGGGGGCGGGGCAGACCGAAGACUUUUGGGACCGGCUGGUGAAAAGCUCUCAUAAAUGAAGGUUUGUGGAAGACACUUCAUUAGGUACACCAACCAAUGAGGUCCUACUAUGAGCUGGACACUUCAUUAGGAACACCACCCAAUGAGGUCCUAUUGGGAGCUGGAAACUUCAUUAUGUACACCACCCAAUAAGGUCAUACUGGCAGCGGGACACUUCAUUAGUACACCACCCAAUGAAGUCCUAUUGGGAGCCGGACACUUCAUUAGGUACACCACCCAAUAAGGUCCUAUUGGGAACCGGACACUUCAUUAGGUACACCACCCAAUGAGGUCCUAUUGGGAGCUGGACACUUCAUUAGGUACACUACCAGAUAAUAUCAUACUGGCAGCGGGACACUUCAUUAGGUACACCACCCAAUGAGGUCCUAUUGGGAGCAGGACAUUUCAUUAGGUACACCACCCAAUGAGGUCCUAUUGGGAGCAGGACAUUUCAUUAGGUACACCACCCAAUGAGGUCCUAUUAGGAGCCGGACACUUCAUUAGGUACACCACCCAAUGAGGUCCUAUUAGGAGCCGGACACUUCAUUAGGUACAACAGCCAAUAAGGGUAAUUUUUGAUUGACCCUUUUUUAGAGAGGUUGCACUCUUAACUUUAUUUUUAUUUAUUUUGUUUGCCACUCUCGUAGUGCCAAUGUCAUCAAGAUUAUAGAAACCAUUCAGUCCACAAAUGUACCCUCACUGUAUUUGAUGUUCUCGCCAAGCAUUUUAAUCUGUUUGGAUAUUGUCCAAUUUCGUAACACACCUGCACGAUUCAUGACACUAAAUCAUAAGUUACACAUGCCGGGAGCAAAUUUCUACCUCCUAACCUGCUUUACAAAACACAAAAGCAGUGAAGGUGUCACGUUGUGUGAAUAGUAAAUAAAAAGAGAAUACAAUGAUUUUAAAAUCCUUUUCAACUUAUAUUUUAAAAUGUAUUAUACAUAUAUUAUUGUGUUAUUAUUGAAUAGACUGCAAGACAAGAUUUUUAUCGUUCACACUGGGUAAACGUUGUUAGUUUUUGCAAAUAUUAGAAUUUGAUAGCUGCAACAUGUUUCAAAAAAGCUGGCACAAGUGUCAAAAAAGAGUGAGAAAGUGGAGGAAUGCUCAUCAAACACUUAUUUGGAACAUCCCACAGGUGAACAGGCUAAUUGGGAACAGGUGGGUGCCAUGAUUGGGUAUCAAAGCAGCUUCCAUGAAAUGCUCAGUCAUUCACAAACAAGGGCGGGGCGAGGGUCACCACUUUGUCAACAAAUGCCUGAUCAAUUUAGGAACAACAUUCUAUCUGUGUUAGUGUGAUGAGGUGGCAACUUGUCCAGGAUGUACCCGGCCUACCGCCUGAAUGCAGCUGAGAUAGGCUCCAGCACCCCCUGCGAUCCCCAAAGAGACAAGCGGUAGAAAUGGAUGGAUGGAUGGAUUACUCAACCAGAUAUUGCAAGGAAUUUAGGGAUUUCAACAGCCACGAUCUGCAAUAUCAUCAAAAGUGUCAGAGAAUCUGGAGAAAUCACUGCACGUAACAUUGAAUGCUCCUGACCUUCAAUCCCUCAGGCGGUACUGCAUCAAAAAGCGACAUCAGUGUGUAAAGGAUAUCACCACAUGGGCUACGGAACACUUCAGGAAACCACUGUGUAGUAGGUACAGUUGGUCGCUACAUCUGUAAAUGCAAGUUAAAACUCUACUAUGCAAAGCGAAAACCAUUUGUCAACAACACCCAGAAACGCCGCCGGCUUGGCUGGGCCCCGAGCUCAUCUAAGAUGGACUGAUGCAAAGUGGAAAAGUGUUCUGUGGUCUGAUGAGUCCACAUUUCAGAUUAUUUUUGGAAACUGUGAACGUCGUGACCUCUGGACCAAAGAGGAAAAGAACCAUCGGGAUUUUUUAGACGCAAAGUGUAAAAGGCGGCAUGUGUGAUGGUAUGGGGGUGUAUUAGUGGCCAAGGCAUGGGUAACUUACACAUCUGUGAAGGCACCAUUAAUGCUGAAAGGUACAUACAGGUUUUGGAGCAAUCCAAGCCACAUUAUCAUGGACGCCCCUGCUUAUUUCAGCAAGACGAUGACAUGCUGCGUGGUACAACUGCGUGGCUUCAUAGUAAAAGAGUGCGGGUACUUUCCUGGCCCGCCUGUUGAAAAUGUAUGGUGGCUAAAAUAUGAGAGGGGAGACUGUUGAAAAAAUUAAGCUGUACAUCGAGCAAGAAUGGGAACAAAUUCCACUUCAAAAAUGUGUCUCCUCAGUUCCCAAACCUUUACUGAGUGUUGUUAAAAGGAAAGGCCAUGUAACACACUGGUAAAAAUGCAUUUUUUGCAAUGUGUUGCUGCCAUUAAAUUCCAAGUUCAUGAUUAUUUGCGAAAAAAUAACAAAGUUUACCAGUUCGAAUGUUAAGUAUUUUGUCUUUGCAGUCCAUUCAAUUGAAUAUAAGUAAAAAAGGAAGUUUUUAUUUACCAUUUACACAACGUGACAACUUCCCUGCUUUUGGCUUUUGUACAAACUGUCAUGACCUCCACUGCAAGUAUAGUGCCAUUAAACACAUGAAGCCCCCAAAACCUGGACGGACUAAAGGACUGGAGUGUCCUGCUGCUACAGUCUUAUUAAUACACAACGUGCCUUCCAAGUUGUGUCUUACAGCGACGACGUCACAACCCCAAGUGACAAGAGUCAGUAUUUCAGAGCGUGUGGAUGUUUUCAACCAGCAGGUGAGCUUCAAGUUGGAGUCUCGCUGGAGAGCAAUAAACUUCACCUUGA
Nerophis ophidion (straightnose pipefish) is the source of this 3862-nucleotide messenger RNA. RefSeq names its product solute carrier family 25 member 43 (gene slc25a43). The coding region runs from base 94 to 1149 and encodes 351 amino acids. Lineage: Eukaryota; Metazoa; Chordata; Actinopteri; Syngnathiformes; Syngnathidae. Gene Ontology annotation, biological process: transmembrane transport. The record is from RefSeq and is a predicted model, not a curated record. The transcript is spliced from 5 exons.